This is a messenger RNA of Notothenia coriiceps (black rockcod), 2347 nucleotides long. Its product is annotated as SEC14-like protein 2. The record is from RefSeq and is a predicted model, not a curated record. Bases 75 to 1322 code for a protein of 415 amino acids. Lineage: Eukaryota; Metazoa; Chordata; Actinopteri; Perciformes; Nototheniidae. The transcript is spliced from 12 exons. Gene Ontology annotation, cellular component: cytoplasm.
UUCCUCUACCUGUCAGUUUCCCUCGCCUGCAUUUCAUUCACAGUUUGGGACAGAGGGACACAACAACUGCAGGCAUGAGUGGACGAGUUGGAGACUUGAGCCCAAAGCAGGCUGAGAUAUUAACUGAGUUUCGGGGCAGGAUCCAGGACGUCCUCCCCAGCCUCCCCGCGCAGCACGACCACUACCUGCUCCGCUUCCUCCGAGCUCGUAGCUUCAAUGUUCAGAAAUCUGAAGCCAUGAUCAGAAAGCAUGUGGAGUUCAGGAGGAAGAUGAACGUAGACACCAUCAUCUCUGACUGGAAACCUCCAGAGGUGAUUGAGAAGUAUGUGUCUGGAGGGAUGUGUGGGUACGACAGGGAGGGGAGUCCCAUCUGGUACGAUGUGAUUGGUCCUAUGGAUCCUAAAGGUCUCCUGAUGUCGGCCAGCAAGCAGGACUUCCUGAAGACCAAGAUCAGACACACAGAGAUCCUGAGGAGGGAGUGCAAGAGGCAGUCUGAGAAGUUGGGGCGGCACAUUGAAUCUAUCUCUCUGAUCUACGACUGUGAAGGACUCGGACUGAAACACAUCUGGAAACCUGCUGUAGAGACUUAUGGAGAGGUCCUCACCAUGUUUGAAGAGAAUUACCCAGAGGGCCUGAAAAGGGUUUUUCUAAUCAAAGCUCCCAAAAUGUUUCCCGUGGCCUACAAUCUAAUCAAACACUUUAUGUGUGAGGAAACGCGGCGCAAGAUCUACAUUUUAGGAAGUAACUGGCAGGAAGAGUUACGUAAACAUGUCGACCCAGACCAGCUUCCUGUGGCGUACGGUGGAAACAUGACGGACCCUGAUGGAGACCCUCGCUGCAGAACCAUGAUAAAUUAUGGUGGCACAGUUCCCAGGUCGUACUAUGUGCUGGACUCGGUGAAUGUUCAGUACGACAGCAGUGUGACCGUCAGCCGAGGCUCCGCCCUCCAGCUGGAGUACGAUGUGACAGCCGCCAGCAGCCUGCUGAGGUGGCAGUUCACCAGUGACGGAGCAGACAUCGGGUUUGGAGUGUACAGACGGACUAAAGAGGGCGGGGGUCAGAAAGUGUCUGAGAUGCUGCAGGUUCUGCCCAGCGAGCGCUACAACGCUCACCUGGUGCCUGAAGACAGCUGCCUCACCUGCCCCGAGCCCGGAGUCUACGUGCUGUGCUUUGAUAACAGCUACAGCAUCCUGCAGUCCAAGAAGGUGAGCUACAAAGUGGAGGUGCUUCCUCCUGCGGACGGAUGCGGCGUUCUUGCAGCAGACGAGGCAGGAGGCUGCGGUGAUCGAGAGCUCAGAUCCCCGUGUGACAGAGUUCACUGAGUGUUCAUCCACAGCCAAAUCAAUGCUUUAGCAUCAGGGCAGCAUUAGCCCCCUUCAGGGCCCUAGGGCAAAACAUUAGCCAUGGCCACUGAUUACAUUUCUCCCUCUGUGCACUGUGUAUAAGGUCACAGUCGGUAAUUAGCCUGUGAAAACAUGAUCAGCAAACUGCGGACAGUCUUGGUUAGAGAAUAGCUGGUAAAGAUCGAGGAGCAUUUAUCAGCUGAGCGGACACAUAUUCACCUCAGAAGUUGGAAGAUUAUUGUAACAGUAUUGAUUAUAGCUGCUUCAAGUACAAGUCAUUUCCAAAUGUGACUUUACGGACAAGAAACUGACUCUCUGCAGAAUAAAUCUACCAAGGGAAAGUGAGCUUCUUCUCAUACUAUCUUUUCCAUUUACAGACACCAGUUUCUGUGACGUUUAAGAAAUCAGUUUACUGGCUGUUACCCAGUUGAUAUAAACACUAAUGAACUCUAACACUGUAGAGUUCAGGUCUACAUUACUGCAGCAAAAGGAUAAGUUAAACCACUGGAGGUCCUCAAAGCAGGAUUUUCUGCUGGUGUUAAGUUACUCUUUAAGCACACGUUUUUUUAAUCAUUUCUGCAAUGUAAACAAUAAAGUACAAGAAUGUAGAAUUUCAAAGUAGAUUUGACCUCAGAACAGAAGAGCCAGACGUUUAGGUUGCUGUCAUACAGUAUAUCCAUUAAGGUGUGGGUUUUUGUUCAUUUAGAUAUGGUUACACACAUUUCUUUACUUUUAACAUACACAACUAAAAUAUACCAUGAUCUUCCAGUUAGAAAAUAUAUCACUCAGAACAAAGUUUUAAACAUUACCGACAACAUGUUUCACAGUUGCCUUUGUAGAAGUUUUAAUAGGGAAAUAUGUACAGGACAGAUUGUCCUUUGUUUAAUUUGUUUUUUUAGAAGAACAUGUCUCACCAUAAUUUGAAAACAGAAUCCCUAACAUUAUAAACUCAUAAUUUAAAGGUCCCCUAUUAUACUAUUUUUCAACAAUAUAUUGUAGGUCUC